AUGGAGAAUGUUUCAAAGGAGCCAAAAGAGGAUUCCAACGGCACAGCAACAGCAAGUCCAGCUUAUGAAGUUCAAACAAAGUCAGCGGAGAUGGACAACCACAAAUUCAGUGACAAGGAAGCAGCCGGUAUCACCAGAAUUUCUCCAACCGGUGUAUCAGUAUCAGUUGGUGUGUGGACAUUAGUAUCCAUUUCGCUGGAGAGAUACUUCGCUAUCUGCAGACCCUUGCAUUCUCGUCAAUGGCAAACAAUUUCACAUGCUUACAAGGUCAUUCUAAUGGUAUGGCUGGGCUCUCUCUUGACAAUGAUACCGUCUUUGCUUCUAAGCCAGCUCAUUCCAAUCAGAAGUCCAGGAAAAUACAAAUGCCGCGAAGUAUGGCCUGACGUGGAUUCUGAAAGAGUUUUCAAUAUUUACCUAGAUGUAGUACUUUUGGUUAUCCCUCUUCUCAUCAUGAUCAUCGUAUACUCUCUGAUUGCUCGAAAACUUUGCACCGGCUCCAAACUGAACUUUUCUAUUGGAAAACGGAAUGAUCACAACGCAUCCAAUAACCCAGAAAAGCAAUACCUUGAUCCUCGGCCAUCUUCGAGCAAUGGAUUAAUGGGUCGCAAAGAUUACUCCUCCAAAUCCACUGCAGGCAGAUCCAGAACAAACAAGACUACUCUACGGAGCUCAUAUGAGAAGAACCAAGCUGCAAAAACUAGAGUUGUAAGAAUGCUCUUCGUGGUAGUUAUCGAAUUCUUUGUCUGCUGGACACCCCUCUACGUAGUUAACACAUGGGCUUUAUUUGAUGCCAAGACCGUAUACUCAUCACUUGGAUAUGUGGGAAUCUCUGUCAUACACUUACUGGCUUACAUUUCUUCAUGCUGCAAUCCUCUGACAUACUGCUUCAUGCACAAAAAAUAUCGACAAGGUUUUCUGGCGGUUAUAGGAUGCAAGAGAAAUAUGAGGUGGAAUUUUGGACGUCAGAGCAGCGAAAGAUCCGGAACUAUGAUCAGCGUGUUCAGCACUAGAGCAGGAUCUGUCAGAUCCGAAACAGUGGAUCGUGUAACAGUAAAUUCUGCCUGUUGAGAGCAAGAAAGGUGACUCAACUGUUAUUUUCCGGACGACAAGUUUUGACAUGAUAAUUAAGAUCUUUAUGUUUCCUGUACGGUACACUGAAUAUUAAUUCUCAGUUGUAAUGUGGAAUUAUGAUAUAAUUAAUGUUAAGUAUAAAGAACGUGUUCCAAGUAUUCCUCUUUUCCUUUCUGUUUAAUAUGAACUUUCAACUAACUCUUUGCGUUAACUAAUAAGUGUUGUAAUCUGCGUUAACUAACAAAUAACUAAUAAGUGUUGUGCGGUGAAUAAAUGUUGUUUGUGUGUUAAAAUGCAAGAAAUAUAAAUGUAUAUAAAUUACAAAACAAGUCAAUUCAUGAUUCAGUUGUAGUUGAAUAAAUUCAUCAAAAAGAAAAAAAUUAAAUAUAUCAGAAGCAAACAUAAUUUAAAUAUGUUGUUUUCAGUACAGUACGCUGUUAAGUGUGGCUUAAAGUUAUUUAUUUGGCCGAAAGAAUAAUGUAUUCUCAUAUUAAAACGAUCAGAUUCCACUCAUAAAAAUAUCCUCUGAAAUGUGCUUACAACUCUCAAAACACAAACUGCUAGCAGGUGAAAAGUCUAAAAAUUGUUUCUAGGAUAUAUAAAAUAAGAAUAUAAAAUUAGUAUUCAUAACACGUAUGUAAUCGUUGGCUUAAGCAAAAUGAUGUUGCUAGAAUUAACAUUUAAAAACUAAGCCAAUUUCUGAUCCAUUUCAUGCGCAAAAAAAUAUCCACUUUAAAGCAUAUUGAAAUGCUCAUAGAAAUUAAAAUUAGCUUCAAAAAGGUCGAAACUUCAAUAUUUACCCGCAUUCAACUAAAUUUUUAACUGCAAUUUACCAUGAAAAGUUUGGAAUAUUUGCAAUAUAUGUAAAUGUCUAUAACGUUAGACGUGUUUAUUUAUGAAUUUUCAAGUACUUGCAACAAAAAAUUUCAAACUUCGUAGAUAAUAGAUUAAGUUCGAAUGUAGAGCAUAAAUUUCAUGUCUGUUUGAUUUACCAAAAAAUGUUUAAAUAUGGCUUCAUAAUGAGAUCUUAAAAUAUUUAAAACAUUAAGUUGUAUUCAAAUGUUUUCUCUUUCAGCGUAAAAUUUACUA
Messenger RNA from Stegodyphus dumicola, 2160 nucleotides. RefSeq names its product cholecystokinin receptor-like. Gene Ontology annotation, molecular function: neuropeptide receptor activity. NCBI's taxonomy places the organism in Eukaryota, Metazoa, Arthropoda, Arachnida, Araneae, Eresidae. Gene Ontology annotation, cellular component: plasma membrane. Gene Ontology annotation, biological process: neuropeptide signaling pathway. The record is from RefSeq and is a predicted model, not a curated record.